GGUCGAUCAGAUUCACAAACUUGGAAUCUUUGGAACCACCAUGGAACCACACUAAGCAGCAACAGCGUGAGCUUGUGUGCGUGGCUUUGGCGGAAUUGAAUUCAAGCUGUCCAUGUGGUCUGUGCACUAGGCAAUAACCUAGUAACGCUCUCCAACGUCCGCCAUGGCUCUCCAUUGCUGGUCCGGAUGGUCCUUGUGAUCACGUUCUUUAGGUUGAGCCUUCAGAGCCUUCUAAUUUUCUGCGCCAGUGCGCACUUGGUGCCGAUCCCAGUGUACGGCAAUCUGCGGAACGAUGGCUACUAUUUCUUGGACCUUUGGGUGGGAACUCCUCCACAAAGGCUGGGGAAGGCCAACAUGACCAGCAGUCUUUUCUGUGAGCAGGUGAAUCCAUGCACGAGCAGCUACUUGUAUGGUUCACAAUGUUCUGUAAAUUCACAUCACUUCUGGGAAAGAAACUAGAGCUGGGCCGGAUCACUCAUCGAAAGCCGUUUGGAGGGUUUCAGUGAUGAUGAGCCUGACUGGUAGCCCUCUUACUGCCUUUGCUUGCUCCAGCUGCGAACGCUGUGCGCAGCAUAUGGACCCUUGGUUCCAGCUCAACCAAAGCAGCACGGCAGAGAUAUUGCCAUGUGCCGACCCGCGAUGCCACCGUGGCUGUGGCAACAGAAACCUGGCCACCAGCAACGCCCCUUGUGAGUACGAGCAACGCUACGCUGAGGGGAGCUCCAUUCGAGGCUGGUGGUUUGAAGACGUCGUGCGUGCAGGGUCUCAACUGAUCGGUCGCAAAAUGAUGGGAUGCCACUCGGAGGAGAAGGAUAUCUUUUCAACGUUGAAAGCCAAUGGAAUCCUCCAGUUGGCGCCAGGAAUCUCAGACACACUGUUGGCAGAGCGAGAUGCUGAUGUCAUCGCCGUUUGUUUGGCAGACUAUGGGGGCAUCGUCACCAUGGGCGGACCCAACUGGUCUUUCCACCGAGGAAGACCAAAGUACAUCAAGAUGAAGCAGCGCAUGAAUUCCUCUAUCUUCGCCCAGGGCCGAAGUGAGAUUCUGGUUCCGUUGACCAGCAUCUCCAUCGGGUGGCAUGUGGUGCCAAUCCAUGGUGAGACCACUGUCGAGAGUGGAACCACACGAACCUACUUCUCCUCUUCGGCAUAUGAUUCCAUCCGGAAGCACAUCGAAAGCUUCUGUCGGCACCGCUGCGGCCUUUUGACGGCCAAGCGGAGCUGUUGGAUCACCAAGCGAUUGCAAUACUUCCCCGCGUUGAGGAUGAACUUCGGCCAUACAUUCCGAUGGGCCCCAAGCGCUUACCUUUAUGCCCGACGGCCAGGUGGUAGCUGGAUGCUUCAUCAGGAGCUGAUUUUCGACUUCCGCCAGGGUCGUUUGGGUGUGGUGCCGGCCGAGUGCCCUCGACAUUUUGCUCGGCCCAUCGAGGUGCUUUGGGACAUGAACUCACAGGUGGCUCUCAGAUGUGUUUAAAAGGAGUUUGGAAGUUGUGUUGUUGUUCUGUCAACCGUUGUUUUCUUGUGUAUGUGUGUGUUAACGUACAGGAUAGGGAUAGAGUCGGAUAGAGGACAUAUGUUGUGGGAAGCGGAACAUCCAGCUGCAAACACACGGGUUGUAGCGGUCAAUGGGUUUUGAAUCGUGAUCUGGAAUUCACUUCACUGAAGCAAACUUAACAAGUGAGGUGGGCCACUCCAAAGAGGACCACCAUUCUGAUGCAUUUGGUCAAAUUCACGUGUCACCGGCUGAGAGAGACUCGAUGAUUGCUGCGGUGUUGAUGCUUUGCUUGGGCCUUCUAAGCAUGAAGUGGUACAAAAGACCCAAAGCUCCAGCUGUUGAGAUGGAGGUCGCACUUGCGAGCCUUGACACGGGUGAUUCACCCUGUGGCGACUACUACGCACUGGACGAUUGAGAAACCGGCCUCAGCCUGGAAGGAUGAAACCUUUGGCCUCCAUGGCACCCUGGUGGAGAUCCAGGAUUUGGACUUGGACGAUGGACCAAGAGGUCGCCACUUGGAGAUGAACUUGGCUUCCACAGUGGUCGGCUUCCACUUCCGAAAAAGCAUGAAAAGCAACGGCAGCUGGACUUCUGAGUCACUGUCCCGAGGAUGCGGAGAUGAGUCUCAAUUCUGUGCGUGAAGAUGUUGGAGAUACCUCAGCUUCAGCUGACCAACGUGUUGUCGGAGUCCGAGACUUGCGCGACCAUGUGUUUCCAUGCUGCAAGGCCACAAGAUCGGCAGCGCCUUUGCGGCAGGAACCUGAAUGUGUUUCUCUGUGUUUCCAGUGCAACUGCGUGAAAAAGAAGGCGCCAUGUGCUAUGGGCAGCCAACUCAGGAAGAUUGGGCGAGUUUGGGGAUCCAUGAUGAUCCAUGUGAUCAGUUGAUGAAUGGGAAAACAUGCAUAUUGCAUGAUUGUUUGUUGAACGUAUCACUUCAUCCCACAAAUGGAUCCAAGCGGCAGGAAUGGCAGCCGACAAUCGUGGUGUUAAGCCGACUUAUGUA
Molecule: messenger RNA, 2495 nt
Organism: Durusdinium trenchii
Lineage: Eukaryota; Dinophyceae; Suessiales; Symbiodiniaceae
Source: the annotation of a GenBank genome assembly